Molecule: messenger RNA, 882 nt
Organism: Diaporthe citri
Lineage: Eukaryota; Fungi; Ascomycota; Sordariomycetes; Diaporthales; Diaporthaceae
Exons: 2
Coding region: 1-882 (293 amino acids)
Biological process (GO): endocytic recycling; retrograde transport, endosome to Golgi; Golgi organization
Cellular component (GO): EARP complex; GARP complex; membrane
Source: RefSeq, a predicted model, not a curated record
AUGUCCACCAUAGCUUCGCCCAGAGACCCCCAUUCCACCUUUCGGCGAACACCCUCCUCCCAGGCCGUUGUCACUCCCACCUCGUCCACACGCCCCAGCCUCGACAUCCCCCGGUCCGCAACCAGCUCUCCCAACCCGUCCGCACCCGCCUCUGCGCCCGCGCCCAGCAAGCGUAACAACCGUGCCGCCCUCCGCGAGUACUACAACCUCAAGAAGACACCCGCUGCCGCCACGCCUCCACUGCUCGAGGUCACCGACACCGACUCCGCCUCCCUGGCCGACGCCGCCGACUUCCUCCACUCAGACGUCCCAACAUCCGAGGUCGAUGCCGAUGGCUUCGACGCCGACGCCUACGUCAAGUCCAAGCUCAGGGACAGCAGCCUCGAGGAGCUGCUCAAGACCUACACGCGGGUCCUGGGCGAGAUACGGGCGCUCGACGCUGAGAAGAAAGCACUGGUCUACGACAACUACAGCAAGCUCAUCACCGCCACCGAGACAAUACGCAAGAUGCGCUCCAACAUGGACCCUCUGAACCCCAUGGCCGCCACCCUCGACCCAGCCAUCGCCCACAUCUACUCACAGGCAUCCUCCAUCAGGGACGCGCUGAGGGAGUCCGCCCCGAAGCCGAAAGACACCAAGGGCCAACAGGAGGCGCAGGCGAGGAAGAAGAGGGCCAGGGAGCUCGUCGCGGGGGUGUUGGACACGCCGGACAGGUUACGGGUACUGGCGCAAGAGGGCAGGGUCGAAGAAGCCAGGGAGGCGUGGACGCAGCCCAGGCAGCUGCUCCUCGCCUGGAAGCAGAAGGGGAUCGGGGGUGCUGAUGUUGAUGAAUGUCUGGCGGAGGGGGAUGCAGCCGUCAAGGGCGCGGAUUCGCCGUCGUAA